AUCAGUGAUAUAUUAACCCAAUGAAACUUAGCAUUUCCCAAAAUACUGUAACUCUAGAUUGAGGUCAAUCGAGGUAGUAUCAGCACAAUGGCAAUCGAGGCAUGGUUCAUGGAUGAAAAUUCAGAAGAUCAGAGGCUACCUCACCACAAGAAUCCACCGGAGUUUGUGUCUGUGGAUCACUUGGCAGAAAUUGGAGUAUUGUACUGGAAAUUGAAUCCUAAGGAGUACGAGAACGAUGAAGAAUUGAAGAAAAUUCGUGAGAGUAGAGGAUACAGUUACAUGGAUUUGCUGGAUUUGUGCCCUGAGAAGGUGGAGAACUAUGAGCAGAAGUUGAAGAAUUUCUACACAGAGCACAUACAUGCAGAUGAGGAGAUACGCUACUGUCUGGAAGGUAGUGGAUAUUUCGAUGUGAGAGACAAGGAUGAUCGCUGGAUUCGCAUCUGGAUCAAGGCUGGUGAUCUGAUCAUCCUACCUGCUGGGAUUUACCACAGGUUCACUCUCGACACUGGGAACUAUGUCAAGUUGAUGAGGUUGUUCGUGGGAGAGCCGGUGUGGACAGCUCAUAAUCGACCACAAGAAGAUCAUCCAGCAAGGAGGGAGUAUAUUAAGAGUGUUACUGAAAGAGUAAGAGUGCCUCUUGCAGCACACUGAGACAUGUGUUUCUUGUCGAAUGGAGAUCGUGUGCGGCAGAUUUUUAGUGUUUGCUGCAUAUUGUUGUAUGUUGGUAUAGAAAAUCUUCUGUAUAUCUGGAGACAGUGUAGAACAUAUACUUAUUUGAGGCAACAAAUGAAUAUAUCUGGACUAGGAGCUUAAGUUGGCCUAUGUUCUCUAGAGCCAAUGAACUCUUGGUGAAUUUAUGCGAUAUUCAGCAUUGCCUAUGGCCUGUGGUCUGAUAUUCGAACAAGGACCAAAAAAAUUCCCUAAAAGUUGUAUGCAUAAAAUAAAUAUGAGUUUUAAUACAUAAUUAGUACCAUGGCCUUGAUAUAUGAA
Molecule: messenger RNA, 990 nt
Organism: Nicotiana attenuata
Lineage: Eukaryota; Viridiplantae; Streptophyta; Magnoliopsida; Solanales; Solanaceae
Product: 1,2-dihydroxy-3-keto-5-methylthiopentene dioxygenase 1
Exons: 4
Coding region: 88-651 (187 amino acids)
Molecular function (GO): acireductone dioxygenase [iron(II)-requiring] activity
Source: RefSeq, a predicted model, not a curated record